Messenger RNA from Brenthis ino (lesser marbled fritillary), 390 nucleotides. NCBI's taxonomy places the organism in Eukaryota, Metazoa, Arthropoda, Insecta, Lepidoptera, Nymphalidae. The record is from the annotation of a GenBank genome assembly.
AUGAUAGGGAGUCAGACUGCAGUAGCAGCUGCAUCCAUCGAGGCUGGACUUGGAGAGGUUACAGUUGGGAUUGGGAUUACAGAAUCAAUGACAUCCGCCGGGGCAUUUGUGGGCGUAGUACCGACGGCGACGCAACUUGCUUCUGCGGCUUCUUCAGUGUCUUCAGGCUCUAUACGUUCCUUCAGAAGCGUCAUAAGUAGCGCAACAUCUGCCGUCGCAGAAGCACCUACCGAGGGCAUACGCACAUUAGGGAAUGUGUCUUCCGGACUUGUAAGAGAGUACAUGGCUGCGCCACACGUUAUACAAGUGAGAUCAACACCUAUUGGAGCAGAGUUGGAUCCUACUAUAUCUGCAGCAGUCGCCGCAAUACCAUCCGCAGGCAAUGGCCGC